Molecule: messenger RNA, 4423 nt
Organism: Mesoplodon densirostris (Blainville's beaked whale)
Lineage: Eukaryota; Metazoa; Chordata; Mammalia; Artiodactyla; Ziphiidae
Gene: ITGA1
Product: integrin subunit alpha 1
Exons: 29
Coding region: 697-4233 (1178 amino acids)
Biological process (GO): cell-matrix adhesion; cell adhesion mediated by integrin; integrin-mediated signaling pathway
Cellular component (GO): integrin complex; external side of plasma membrane
Molecular function (GO): integrin binding
Source: RefSeq, a predicted model, not a curated record
ACCCACUAUUAGUGCGAGAAGACUGGACAGCGAAGUUCAAGUGUCCACAGGAGAGGCACGAGGGUUACCAGAUCUGCUCACUUGCAUAAACGGACCGAUCCCUUCUGCGCAAUCGGACCCCAGAAAAGCAGCCUCCCUUUAAGGGCCUAGGAGCCCGGCACUUUGAAAGUGCCCUCAGUGCCCAGACCCGGGGAGAAGUGAGGGGUGCGAAGGCGGAGCCACUGGGCUGGAGACACCCUCCGAAGGUCCGGCCCUCGGCUGCGUUCCUACUACCUUGGGGAGUUGGCGCGGGGAGCGGAAUCACCCUCUCAAUGAAAGGCAGAUGUCCCUUUAAGGUUUGCUUCGCAGCUCGUGGACUUUAGCCUAAACAAGGACCCGCGAAGCUGGCUUUAUUUGUCCAUGUCUCGGAAAGAGCCUGGGAGGCUGCCAGUGGGAUUUCAGAGCCCGAGAGUGCGAACGGCGGGGAGAUGUGGCAAUCCCUCUGGGAUGCGAGAAGCUUGAAGCGAACUUAGAGGGGCUGGUCGAAAACACAGGAAAUCGCUGUGCUGCUCCCAGGCGCCGGGGCCAGCGGGGCCAGCGACUGAGACCCACGGCAGCGGGCGGAGUGGCCCAGAGCAACGAGGCUCCAGCGCGUGGUUUCGCCGAGUCCUUCCCUCCGAUCCAGCGCGUCCCCCGGGCGCUGCGGCCGCUCCAACUAUGGCCCCCCGGCGCCGCGCCAGCCCAGGGGUCGCUGUCGCCUGCUGCUGGCUCCUCACCGUUCUAGGCUUCUGCAUAUCAUUCAAUGUUGAUGUGAAAAACUCACUGACUUUCAGCGGCCCAGUGGAGGACAUGUUUGGAUAUACUGUUCAACAAUAUGAAAAUGAAGAAGGAAAAUGGGUGCUUAUUGGUUCUCCUUUAGUUGGACAACCCAAGAACAGAACUGGAGAUGUCUAUAAGUGUCCAGUUGGGAGAGGUGAAUCAUUACCUUGCAUAAAGUUGGAUCUUCCAGUUAAUACAUCAAUUCCCAAUGUCACAGAAGUAAAGGAGAAUAUGACAUUUGGAUCAACUUUAGUCACCAACCCAAAUGGAGGGUUUCUGGCAUGCGGGCCCUUAUAUGCCUAUAGAUGUGGACAUUUGCAUUACACAACGGGAAUCUGUUCUGAUGUCAGCCCCACAUUUCAAGUCAUGAACUCCUUUGCCCCUGUACAAGAAUGCAGCACUCAGCUGGACAUAGUCAUAGUGCUGGAUGGUUCCAACAGUAUUUACCCCUGGGAAAGUGUUACAGCUUUUUUAAAUGACCUUCUUGAAAGAAUGGAUAUUGGUCCUAAACAGACACAGGUUGGAAUUGUACAGUAUGGAGAAAAUGUAACCCAUGAGUUCAACCUCAAUAAAUACUCAUCAACGGAAGAGGUGCUUGUUGCAGCAAAUAAAAUAGUCCAGAGAGGUGGCCGCCAGACGAUGACAGCCCUUGGAAUAGACACAGCAAGGAAAGAGGCUUUCACUGAAGCCCGGGGUGCCCGAAGAGGGGUUAAAAAAGUCAUGGUAAUUGUGACUGAUGGAGAGUCCCAUGACAACCACCAACUGAAUAAGGUCAUCCAGGACUGUGACGAUGAAAGCAUUCAGCGGUUUUCCAUAGCUAUUCUUGGCAGCUAUAAUCGAGGAAAUUUAAGUACUGACAAAUUUGUGGAGGAAAUAAAAUCAAUUGCAAGUGAACCCACUGAAAAGCAUUUCUUCAAUGUCUCUGACGAAUUGGCACUAGUCACUAUUGUUGAAGCUCUGGGAGAAAGAAUCUUUGCCCUGGAAGCUACAGCUGACCAGUCAGCAGCUUCUUUUGAGAUGGAAAUGUCUCAGACCGGCUUCAGUGCUCAUUAUUCACAGGACUGGGUCAUGCUUGGAGCAGUAGGAGCCUAUGAUUGGAAUGGAACAGUCGUCAUGCGGAAGGCUAAUCAAAUCCUAAUUCCCCAAAACACGACCUUUAAUGUUGAGUCUACCAAAAAGAAUGAACCUCUUGCUUCUUAUUUAGGUUACACAGUAAACUCCGCCACUGUUUCUGGAGAUGUGCUCUACAUUGCCGGACAGCCACGGUACAAUCAUACAGGCCAGGUGGUCAUCUACAGGAUGGAGGAUGGAGACAUCAGGAUUCUCCAGACACUCCACGGAGAACAGAUCGGUUCCUACUUUGGAAGUGUUUUGACGACGAUUGACAUUGAUAAAGAUUCUAAUACUGACGUUCUUCUAGUCGGGGCUCCCAUGUUCAUGGGAACAGAGAAGGAGGAACAAGGAAAAGUGUACAUCUAUGCUCUGAAUCAGACAAGGUUUGAAUAUCAAAUGAGCCUGGAACCCGUGAAGCAGACUUGCUGUUCGUCUCUGAAGCACAAUUCAUGCACAAAGGAAAACAAAAAUGAACCAUGUGGGGCUCGUUUUGGCACAGCCAUUUCUGCUGUGAAAGACCUAAAUCUUGAUGGAUUUAAUGACAUCGUGAUAGGAGCACCCCUGGAAGAUGAUCAUGGGGGAGCCGUGUACAUUUAUCAUGGAAGUGGCAAGACUAUAAAGGAAGAGUAUGCACAACGUAUUCCAUCAGGGGGAGAUGGCGAGACACUGAAAUUUUUUGGCCAGUCUAUCCACGGAGAAAUGGAUUUAAAUGGUGACGGUCUGACUGAUGUCACUAUUGGGGGCCUUGGUGGUGCUGCCCUCUUCUGGUCCCGAGAUGUGGCUGUAGUUAAAGUGACCAUGAAUUUUGAACCCAAUAAAGUGAAUAUUCAAAAGAAAAACUGCCGCAUGGAAGGAAAGGAAACAGUAUGCAUAAAUGCCACAGUGUGUUUUGAUGUGAAAUUGAAGUCCAAAGAAGACAGGGUUUACGAAGCUGAUAUGCAGUACCGUAUCACACUAGAUUCUCUAAGACAGAUAUCACGGAGUUUUUUCUCUGGAACUCAAGAGAGGAAGAUUCAAAGAAACAUCACAGUUCGAGAAUCAGAAUGCACUAAGCAUUCCUUCUACAUGUUGGACAAGCAUGACUUUCGGGACUCUGUGAGAAUAACUUUGGAUUUUAAUCUUACCGAUCCAGAAAAUGGGCCCGUUCUUGAUGAUUCUUUACCAAAUUCAGUACAUGAAUAUAUUCCCUUUGCCAAAGAUUGUGGAAACAAGGAAAAAUGUAUCUCGGACCUCACCCUGGAUGUCUCCACCACAGAAAAGGGCCUGCUUAUUGUCAGGUCCCACAAUGACAAGUUCAAUGUUAGCCUCACAGUCAAAAAUAAAGAGGACAGUGCCUAUAACACCAGAACCAUAGUAAAUUAUUCUCCAAAUCUAAUUUUUUCAGGAAUUGAGGCUAUCCAAAAAGACAGUUGUGAAUCCAAUCAUAAUAUCACAUGUAAAGUUGGAUAUCCUUUCCUAAGAAGAGGAGAAAUGGUAACAUUCAAAAUAUUAUUUCAGUUUAACUCAUCUUAUCUCAUGGAAAAUGUGAUCAUUCAUUUAAGUACAACAAGUGACAGUGAAGAGCCACCUGAAGCCCUUUUUGAUAAUGAAGUAAACGUUUCUAUCCCUGUAAAAUAUGAAGUUGGACUACAGUUUUACAGCUCUGCAAGUGAAUACCAUAUUUCAAUUGCGGCCAACGAGACAGUCCCUGAAGCUAUUAAUUCUACUGAGGACAUUGGAAAUGAAAUUAAUAUCUUCUACUUGAUUAGAAAAAGUGGGCAUUUUCCAAUGCCAGAACUUAAGCUGUCAAUUUCAUUCCCCAACAUGACAUCAGAUGGUUUUCCUGUACUGUACUCAAGUGGGUGGUCAUCUUCUGAGAAUGUCAACUGCAGACCCAGUAGCCUCCAGGAUCCUUUUGGUAUCAACUCUGGGAAGAAAAUGAUAAUAUCCAAAUCUGAAGAUAUCAAACGAGGCGCCAUUCUGGACUGCAGUGCAUGUAAAUUUGCCACCAUCACAUGUAAUCUGAUUCCUUCUGACAUGAGCCAAGUGAAUGUUUCACUUAUCUUAUGGAAACCAACUUUUAUAAAAGCACACUUUUCCAGCUUAAAUCUUACUGUAGGCGCAGAACUUCAGAGUGAAAAUACAUCACUAGUUUUAAGUGCUGGCAAUCAAAAAAGAGAGCUUGCUAUUCAAAUAUCCAAAGAUGGGCUACCAGGCAGAGUGCCGUUAUGGGUUAUCCUGUUGAGUGCUUUUGCUGGAUUAUUGCUAUUAAUGCUGCUCAUAUUAGCACUGUGGAAGAUUGGAUUCUUCAAAAGACCACUAAAGAAGAAAAUGGAGAAAUGAAAUAUUUUAGAAGAGAAGAAAUAAUUAUUCAAUGAUCUAUCCUCAGGUUUGCCUCAAAUAUGUGACAAGAAAUUUAUAAAUACAUUUAAAGACAUAGUCACAUAACUCUAUGUAAUCCAUCAGGGAUUAAUCACUUAGAAAAUGACAGAUCAAGCAAGAUCCAAAAACAAUACAUUAAAGAUUUAUUUUA